UAACUUUACUUUAAGAAUUUGGUAUUACUGUUAGGAAUUUAUCUUUUAUUAUUAAAUGCAUAUUGUGUAAAAACAUUAAAUAAUUAUUAAUUAUUUAAUUAUUAUAUUGAAAAAAAAGUGUAAAAACAAUGAAUCCAAUAACAAUGCGUUCUAUACUAAUUAAUCAAAAUAAUAUUAUGAAGAGAUACUUACAUAUUAGCACAGUACUUAAUAAAGUACAAUCUGCACGUUAUAGAUCAAAACCAAAAUCGAUACAAUUACUAACAUAUGAAAUGGCAAAUCCUCCAGAAUAUAUUGUUGCUAGAAAAUCUUGGAAUUCAUGGAAUACAUCAAAUGUAAAAGAUGGUAAUAGGCCGUCAGAAACUGCUGUAGAAGAUAUUUUUAUUCGAAAUUUUAUUGAAGGUACUUGGCAUAAAUUAUUUGUAAGUGAGGUAAUUAUUAAACGACAACAUAACAUAAUUAGGAUAGCUGGUAUCGUCUUGCGUAAAAUACCACCUCUUAGAAUGCAUUUUCUACUUGGUUAUUGUGAAGAAUUGUUAAGUUAUUGGUUACAUUGUCCAGUCAAAAUGGAAAUAGUAACAAUAACAAAUAAAGAUGAUGUUAUAUAUAAAAUAAUAUAAUUUAAUCAUUAUAUAAAUAUUUUUAAGUUUACUUUAGUUUCAAUUAUUAUAAAAAAUUAUAUUAUGUAAAUAAAAAUAAAUCUAUAACCAUUAAUUUAUUAUAACAUGUAUACUUUUAUUGUACAAGUUGUAAUAUUAAAUAUAUUCUAAA
This is a messenger RNA of Apis mellifera (honey bee), 771 nucleotides long. It is a transcript of the gene mRpS24, whose product is annotated as 28S ribosomal protein S24, mitochondrial. The record is from RefSeq and is a predicted model, not a curated record. Gene Ontology annotation, biological process: translation. The transcript has 3 exons. Gene Ontology annotation, cellular component: mitochondrion. The coding region runs from base 129 to 620 and encodes 163 amino acids. NCBI's taxonomy places the organism in Eukaryota, Metazoa, Arthropoda, Insecta, Hymenoptera, Apidae.